Suillus bovinus is the source of this 699-nucleotide messenger RNA. RefSeq lists its product as uncharacterized. NCBI's taxonomy places the organism in Eukaryota, Fungi, Basidiomycota, Agaricomycetes, Boletales, Suillaceae. The transcript has 3 exons. The record is from RefSeq and is a predicted model, not a curated record. The coding region runs from base 1 to 699 and encodes 232 amino acids.
AUGUCAUUUGAGAUCCACAGUGGAUUGACCAACACCAGUCCAUUGAACAAUGUGCUAAAUAAGGAAGUCGAUGACAUAAACCACAACCAAAGGUUCAAUCACUCCAUCGCCAUUCUUCAUACACUUCACUCAUCCUCUACACACAUUAUACCGACGUCUUCCAAACUCACUGCCAUUACUGCUGCUGCCAACGCCGGCUUCCGAAACACAGGCGACAAGAUCGAGCACCUGCUCGGUCAAGCCCUGCAGUUGGAUGCUGGUGAUCCCAACCACAUCCCCAUUGCAAUGGAGAUGGCAAGAACACUGAAUCAUGUGUUUGAUACCUAUACCAUGCAGGCAACAUCUGUCCCGCCCAUGGUUCUCUCUGCGGCGGCAGAAAUACACGCCAAUUUGGACGUGUCCUGUUGCACUGUGGCAACAACGCCAGUCUGGACUAACAUUCAUCCAGAUGAUCCCCGCGCCAAGAACAGUCCUCUCUACCCACUCAGCAUUCGGUAUGGCGCACCGGCCCCUCCUACGCCAGCGCCUCCACCUGCACAACCCACCCCAGGGCCUUCAAAAGGCAAGGGUAAGGAGAAGGCUGUCCCUGAAGAGGAUACCACUGAUGACCAUGGCUGCCAACUGGAGCGCAGCAAAUGUCCUCGUCCCCGCGCCAUGAGUGCAAGGAGCCAGAGCACUGCUCCAAAGGCUAAGCGCUAA